Molecule: messenger RNA, 1162 nt
Organism: Annulohypoxylon truncatum
Lineage: Eukaryota; Fungi; Ascomycota; Sordariomycetes; Xylariales; Hypoxylaceae
Product: cytochrome b5
Exons: 4
Coding region: 148-513 (121 amino acids)
Cellular component (GO): membrane; endomembrane system
Source: RefSeq, a predicted model, not a curated record
CUUAGAUAUUCAUGUCAAGCUUCGCCUUCUCUUUGUUGAAUGAUUCCUUCAUAACUCUACACCUAAAUUAUCUCUUUUUAAACAAUAGGAAUAAACAUAUCUGCCUGCCUAGACAAUCAGUGGCAUCACUGACAAUUAACAAUAAUAAUGUCGGGCAAGUUCGAGCCUAAGGCUCCCGUAAAUCUGGAUCCCCCUAAAGAUGAUCCUAUCUCGGCCGAAGAAUUAGCAAAAGCUGAUGGAUCUGAAGGGCAAAAGGCCUAUGUGGCGAUCAAGGGCAAGGUUUAUGACGUGAGCGGGAACAAGGCGUAUCGAGAGGGUGGCUCGUACCAUGUUUUUGCAGGGAAGGAUGCCUCUCGUGCGUUGGGGAAGACAUCUACAAAGCCAGAGGACGUAAGCCCAGAAUGGCAAGAUCUCGAGGACAAUCAAAAGCAAACAUUAGAUGACUGGGUCACUUUCUUCUCCAAGCGCUACAACGUUGUUGGCAUCGUUGAAGGUGCGACGAACAUGGCAUAGCCCGUGCGAGUUGUCUAGCUCAAGUGGAAUGUAUUCAUUGGGAAUGGGAAGGUUGCUUCGAAAUGAUUCGGUAUGGGAUAGCCAUGAUAGGACAUCGACCAAACUUCAGCGGAACUGAACGGAUUGAUAUCUCGCUUUUUGCUACAUGGAGCAAUACGCCCAUGACCAUUUUCACUAAAGAGAACACCCCUCUCCUCCCGACUCGAGUGAGUCUCUGGCUUCCGAGCAUAACUUGUCAGCUUCCUUUCAUCCUAGAUACUCUUUGGCGAUUUCAUAGAGGCCGAAUUACUUCUCAGUGUAUUGUACUUUCAAGAUUGACAGAACGGUUUCCACUCAUCAUCGCUAAACCUCUGUCUUCUUCGUCGCACGAUAAGUAGUGGAGGUGAAUACGACGUCUCUCUAGAAUACUUGAUGCGUACUUACCUACUCAGCUGGGUCUUAUCUUCGAAGAUUUCUAGCUCGUUCCACUCCUAGAGAAAAAUAUGAUAGCAACCAUCGUCAAAACGAAGUAAUAGCUAAGCUACUAGGUGCUUACAUAUCCUUAAGGUACACUUUGGCAUAAUCCUUCAAUCUCGGGAACAAGUUGCCCCCAGAAAAACUUCCAGUGCAGGACAUGGUGCAUCCAAGCCAAGGAAAACGGGAACUGGCU